Hippocampus zosterae (dwarf seahorse) is the source of this 2804-nucleotide messenger RNA. It is a transcript of the gene lpin1b, whose product is annotated as lipin 1b. Gene Ontology annotation, biological process: positive regulation of transcription by RNA polymerase II; triglyceride biosynthetic process; fatty acid catabolic process. The coding region runs from base 254 to 2800 and encodes 848 amino acids. Gene Ontology annotation, cellular component: nucleus; mitochondrial outer membrane. The record is from RefSeq and is a predicted model, not a curated record. The transcript has 19 exons. Gene Ontology annotation, molecular function: transcription coactivator activity; phosphatidate phosphatase activity. Lineage: Eukaryota; Metazoa; Chordata; Actinopteri; Syngnathiformes; Syngnathidae.
GCGUACGAGCAAAAACAGUGGCAUGCAAACAGCCAGUUUGCCAAGUGAUGCGUCAGCUGUCCGAAAGACACACCGCUGCAUUUCUACUUCAUAUCAUGAUCAAUGUCGGUCACGUGUAAUCACGGUGAGAUGACAACAGCCUGUAGCGGUAAAAUAGAUCAUGAACAGUGAUCGAAGGCAAGUGACUAUUUUAUAAUGCUGCGCUGAGGAGUCUGUUUCGUUUUGUCAACGUAAUCAGAAGACCCGUCAGACCAUGAACUACGUGGGCCAGUUGGCGGGUCAGGUGUUGGUGCAGGUCAAGGAGCUGUACCGAGGCCUCAAUCCGGCCACGCUGUCGGGCUGCAUCGACGUCAUCGUGGUGCGGCAGCCCGACGGCUCCUUGCACUGCUCGCCCUUCCACGUCCGCUUCGGCAAGAUGGGAGUCCUCCGCUCGCGAGAGAAAGUGGUGGACAUGGAGAUUAAUGGAGAGCAAGUAGAUCUACAUAUGAAGCUCGGAGACAACGGGGAAGCCUUCUUUGUCCAGGAAAUGGAAAAUAACCAGGAAGUGGUUCCUUCCUACCUGGCCACCUCUCCCAUCAUGUCGGACGGUCUCGUUCUGAUGAGCUCCUCGCUGAUGGCGAAGAGCUCGGGGCCUCCCGUGCAGACCUUGGGCUCCAUGGGGAGCAGCGGCGAGACCGGCACAACGGCGAUGAUGAUCAUGAAAAAACGAAGGAAGAGGAGGAGGAAAGCCCGGACAGACAGUCCGAAGAGGGAGGAGAGCGGCGACUACUCCGAGGACGAGGACAUGUUCACUAUUGACAUCAGCUCUGAUGAAGAAAUGGAGAACAACAGGCUCUCUUCCAGGGAAGUGGCAGUCGGGUCCACCAACACUUCUUUCAAACAAUCUAGCGUUUACGCUCGCUCCGACGGCGACUGGAGUCCCCUCCAGAGCCCUGGAAACUCAUGUCCCGCUUCUCCCAAAAGUGAUUCUGAGCUCAUGAUGAAGCCGUCGACCGCAGGCAAUCAAGAUUCAGCCAUGCACUGGCCGUGGGGGGAAUUGCCACAGGCUGCCACUCCAUCCUUCCUUUCAACGAAAGCCGAGCCGCCGGCAAUCGGUCCCGUGUCCUUCCCGGUAUCGCAGAGCACGCAUUUCAGAGCCAUUCCUCAUCAGGUGUCCGAACGGCCGCCCCAUGGCGAGGAGCCGGCCGUCUCCAAGGCGAUGGAGACGGACUCUGUGACAUUGACGGAUGGUGCGCCGUCCCAUGUGGCAUCAGACUUGGAGGAUAUGACGGGACGGCCCUUGGGAAAGACAGACUCCCCAUCCAAGAAAAAAGAUAAAAGGAGCCGCCAUCUGGGCGCUGAUGGAGUUUACUUGGAUGAUCUCACAGAACUGGAGCCUGAAGUGGCCGCCUUGUAUUUCCCAAAGAGUGACAGCGGCGCAAUAGUUCGGAGCGCUAGCUUCUCCCCGCAGUCGCUGAGCUCCGGGGGAGACAGCGGCGUGGACGGCUUCAGUGACCCAAUGGGCGACUUGCCCUCCAUCGCCAUAUCGCUUUGCGGCGGCCUCACCGACAACAAGGAGAUCGGCAAAGAGCAGUUCCACGCCAAGAUCAUCUCGUACCAGCAGUUUGUUCAGAACCCGUCGGUCAUCGACGACCCCAACCUGGUGGUGAAAAUCGGCUCCAAAUACUAUAACUGGAACACUGCUGCCCCCAUCAUGCUGGCGAUGCAGGCAUUUCACAAGCCGCUGCCAAAGACCGCAGUGGAAAAUAUCAUGAAGGAGAAGAUGCCCAAGAAAGGAGGGAGGUGGUGGUUCUCCUGGAGAGGCCGCAACAGCAAAUCGGAUUCUGUCUCGGAACGCGGGGCCUGCGGCUCGGACGAAAUUGGGCAAUUGUCUAGCCGGCAAAAAGAAGAGUCAUCGUCCAGCGAUGAAGAUCACAGGGUGGCCAAACAGAGCUCAGCCAGCAUUCAGUCAGAGGCCGGAAUGGCCGUGGGAGGCGUGUCGUACAAGAAGACGCUCAGACUCACCUCGGAGCAGCUGGUGUCGCUGCAGCUGCACGAUGGCGCCAAUGACGUGGUGUUCAGCGUGACCACUCAGUACCAGGGAACGUGUCGCUGCCAGGGAACCAUCUACCUCUGGAACUGGGACGACAAGAUCAUCAUUUCUGACAUUGAUGGAACCAUCACAAGGUCAGACACGCUGGGUCACAUCCUGCCCACCUUGGGAAAAGACUGGACUCACCAGGGGAUUGCACAGCUCUACCAUAAAGUCAGCCAGAAUGGCUACAAACUCUUGUACUGUUCGGCCCGAGCCAUCGGCAUGGCGGACAUGACGCGGGGAUACCUGCACUGGGUCAACGAGAGGGGCACCAUGCUCCCCAUGGGGCCCGUCCUGCUCAGCCCCAGCAGCCUCUUUUCCGCUCUGCACAGAGAAGUGAUCGAGAAGAAGCCGGAGAAGUUCAAGGUGGAAUGUCUGAGUGAUAUCAGGAACCUCUUCUACCCCAACACGCAACCUUUCUAUGCAGCCUUUGGCAACAGGCCCACGGAUGUCUUUUCCUACAAAGAAGUCGGGGUGCCACUGAACAGGAUUUUCACGGUGAACCCCAAAGGGGAGCUGGUGCAGGAGCACGCAAAGACCAACAUCUCAUCGUACGUGCGCCUCGGGGAGGUGGUGGAUCACGUUUUCCCCCUUAACAUGCGAGCCUCAUCCUCGGACUUCCCCUGCUCUGACACCUACAGCAACUUCACCUACUGGAGGGAGCAGCUUCCCCUGGUGGACCGGCAGGGAACCACACCCCCCUGCACGCCCAUCCUCAGCAGCUGACCCA